CCGAUCUGCCAUUUUGUGUCUCCACUGUACGGUCAGAUGAAGUUGAUCGUCAACGAACAAGGGGCGAAUAUUCUAAGAUUCACCUUAUUUUAUUAAUUAGUACGUUUUGUGGAAGUCUAUUAAAGUGUGAUAUAUUUUCGUAGGUAACGUUAUUUGAGGUCGGCUGACUGCUUUUCUUCGAUCGUGGUAGUUGGCUCUCGGUUCGGACUUCAUCUUGUUUACAUUCUGUGUAGGUGAAGCUAACGCUAAUACCGUUAGCCAACCAGUGAGCUUUAGCUGGCAGACAACUUUCCCAGCGUUAGCUUUCUAACGCUAAACGGAGCGAAAUGGCGGCCAACACGACACAAGCACCCCCUGCAACUAACUGGUCAUAUGGUGCUGCUGAGGGUCAGGUCCAUGAAAACCCUGAAUGGGAGAAGGCAAGACAAGCACUAGCAUCAAUCAAGAGUCAGACCUCUGCUAAGACUACACAGGCUAACCGGACCACAGCGGAGGCCGGCCAAUUCCAGCCAGCAGUAACCGACUCUGCUGCCAUGCAGCAGCAGCAGUACUAUCCGUGGUACCAGCAAACUCAGCAGCACUAUUCUGGAUAUACAUACCCCUAUAACUACUACUACCCCAUGGGUCCAUAUGGUGGUGCUUAUCCUCCAAAUCAGUAUGGUGUACCCCCGGGGCCUUACCCAGGAACUCCUACCUCUAAUGGACAGCCUCCCCCAGUGCCUGGAAUGGAAGACCAGUCCCCCAGCUACACCUCCCAACCUCAACCUCCUCCCCCUGCCACUCCUCAGCCACCCCAGAGCCCGACCACCUCAGAGAACCCCCCUCCUCCUCCACCCCCUCCUAUUCCCCCACCACCCAACUCCCAGUAUCCCCCUCCCCCAUCACAAACUUCUUACAAUACCAACAACAGUAUGACAUAUCCACCUGGAGACCCCAGCCAAAUGCAAAUCUACAGUCAUUCCCAGGGAAGGCCUAACUAUGGCCAAAACUUCCAGGCACAGAAUGCCUAUCAGCCCUCUCAAAAUAAUUCUCAGCAGCAACAGCAGCCUGCUCAGUAUGCACCUGGGCUGGGCAGAGGGGAGGCCAACAAGAGCAAAAACCAGAAGCAAGGACAGCAACUCUGGCACCGCAUGAAACAGGCACCUGGGACAACUGCUGUGAAGUUUAAUAUUCCCAAGAGGACCUAUCAGAUGUCCCCAGUUUCCAAUCAGGCUUUCCCUCCAGGCGAGCAGCCUUCAGGGUUGAAUCCAUCACCUUCAUCUCCUGCUACUGCCAGUGCUGCACCUGGGGGUCCUCAGGCACGACCACAGGACUGGCCGCAAGCCAUGAAGGAAUAUGUGCAGCGUUGUUUCACUGCUUGUGAGACCGAAGAAGACAAAGAUCGUACAGAGAAGGUGCUGAAAGAAGUUCUGCAGGACCGGUUAAAAGAUGGCUCUGCUUACACCAUUGAUUGGACUCGUGAGCCAUUACCAGAGUUGAAGGUUAAGCAGUCUCGUUGGGAAAGCGUCGCACCUCAGAGGACAACAGAUACCUCACUUAGCCGUAGUGGAAGUACAGUGGCUGGAGCUUCAAGAGGCAGAGGUAUUGGACACAGAUUGGGUAACUACAGGAAUAUCUUUUCUCAAAGGAGUCCAUCUUCUAGUUCAUCCGAUUCCUCCUCCCGCUCACCAUCGCCUUCACACAGCCGGCACAGGGACCGCAGCAACCAAAGGCACAGACGCAGUGAUUCUGACUCACAGUCAGACAGCAGCAUCUCCAGUGACCUCCGACCUCAACUUCCAAGACGAAAUCAGAAAGGAUCACGCGGUCGUGGCAAUGAUAGGGAUAGAGGGCGUGGAGGUGGUGAGAGAGGACGAGGAAGAGGAGGAAAAGCCAACAGAGGAAGGCGAAACAUGGAUGAUUCCAAUUCAGCUGUUGGAAAGAAGAGGAAAAGCGGCAAUGCUGGUCUGGAUUUCCACGAUCCCAACAGAGAAGCUAAGAAGCAGAGCCGAGCAGCUCGUUUCCAAAAACAGCUUCGCUCAGAGCCGCUGGUUCUUUCCAUCAAUGCUGUGGACCUGCCUGAUGGAACACAGGAGGGCCUUAGCUGGGAGGACUGCCCCAUUGUGGGAACAAGUCAGGACAUCACCAAGUCCUACCUGAGGCUCACCUGUGCCCCUGACCCCUCUACUGUGCGCCCUGUGCAUGUGUUGAGAAAAUCUCUGCAGGCUGUGAAAGCCCACUGGAAAAACAACCAGGACUACGCCUAUGCCUGUGAGCAGAUGAAAUCCAUACGACAGGACCUAACGGUCCAAGGAAUUCGUACUGACUUCACAGUGGAAGUGUACGAGUGUCAUGCACGCAUUGCUCUAGAAAAGGGAGACCAUGAAGAAUUCAACCAGUGCCAGACCCAGCUGAAGGCCCUAUAUAAGGACAAUCCCUCUGAGAACAUUGGAGAGUUUACAGCAUAUAGGUUGAUGUAUUACAUCUUUACUAAAAACUCCGGAGAUUUGACCACUGAGUUGGUGUAUUUGACCCCAGCACUACGAGCAGACGAAUGCGUGGCUCACGCUCUCGCACUUCGUGCUGCUUGGGCGUUAGGAAACUAUCGUCGUUUCUUUAAGCUCUACCUGGAAGCCCCUCGCAUGGCUUCUUAUCUCAUUGACAAGUUUGUAGAGCGUGAAAGAAAGGCUGCACUUCGGGCCAUGGUCAAAACGUUCAGACCCGACUUGCCAGUGCAGUAUGUGCAGUCCACCUUAGCCUUCCCCUGUUUAGACUCCUGUAUGGCCUUUUUAACUGGGCUAGGAGUCACAUUCACCCCUUCUGAUCCCAAAAAGAUAGACUGCAAAACCAGCACAGCCUCUUUGGCUGCUUCCUGAGGGGGGUAGAGGGGUAGCACAGUGAAGGGAGAGGCUAAGGGACCAUCGUGGAUCCUUACAUAUUCAAUGCACUGCACUUCAGACACCACAGCGAGUUCAGUUAAGAGUAGUGGCAGGCUAACACCCAUAUAGCAAGAUACAAGCUAGUGUAUUACUCUGUUGGCAGGCCAAAAAUGCAGAUAUAGUUUUCUGACACUAAGAACUGUUUUGAAAAUGAGGGAUUACCUGCACAUACUGUCACUCACAUAUUCUAAGUUAAGCUCAUCUCAUUGCAUUUAUGAUGCCACAAGGAACAGUUUAGAUUUGAGAUCAAGAAAACUUAGCAUUUAAUGGCUGAGAAGUCACAGAACCAGAUCAAAUUCACGGUUCCUGUUCCAUUACCACGGUCAGAUUUCAACGCUAACAGUGUUGUUAUGUCUUUUCCUUCCCCAAGUCCGCAGCUCAAAGACCAGAAGAUUCAAGUUUUGCCAAAAGGGAAACGGCUCUUCUUCAAGUCGUACAUCCAGCUCUUCGCUGUCUGAAGUCAGCCCUGCAGAAUCAAGUCAAAUCUGCUUUUAUUUUUACAGACUGUGAGAAGAUGCCAGCAGUUUAUCUGAAAGAAGAGGUGGUUUGUAUGUCCUGCCCUACAUCUUGUUUCCUCCUCAUAUCUACAGCUGGAUGUUCCUCCUGUUUGUCCCUAUAUGGUCUAUGAAAGAAACUGAGGUGUCGAGUCCCGUUCCUGAAUUCCUAGUAUUCAUCCACUGCUCAUAGUUAUGAAAUGGUCGAUCAGCACUGGAAGAAGUCUCAAAUGAGCAUUGACUUUUUAUAUGAUAAAGGAUAAGUGUUCUUCAUCAAGAUUAAGGUCCAUAACCUGGAAGCUGAGCUUCAUGUCCCCAGUAGCCACAGGCAGAGUGCAGUUCUCCUUCCGUCACCCUCAGGUAGAAGUUCCUGUCAGCGUGUGGUGUCCAGCUCACCUCGUUCAACCCAGCAGUGCAUGCAGACCUCCGUAUCCUCACCAGCCAUUCCUCAGAAAAAAUGGGGGGUGUCACGGCUGACACUCAAGCUGAAAGUGAGUUCUUUGUGGUGGAGCAUCUGAGGAAGAUCUACAGCUUCUCGAAGAAGGUUUAAUAAGUGGUUUGUAUGCUACAUGCAGAUCUGGUGUUUGCGAGGCUGGUAAGAGAAAGGGACUCUCCUGCAAGGAGGCGGAUGACAGCACAACAGAGAUGUCGCCUCAAGUUUGUGUUUUGUUAAAUGUUUUACAACUUGUGGGGUUUUUUUUUUUUUUUUUUUUCUUCAGUAAGCAGUAUUGGCCAUUCUCUUGUGCAAAAGGAAAAAAUAAUUAUGGAGUUGGAAUUGGGGUUUUAUUAAAAUAUAUAUAUAUUUCACAUUGACUUUUGGACAAAUUGUCAUUUAAAAAUUGAACAAUAUCCUAAAAUGCCAAACCUGGAGUCUGUAAGAUCCCAGGAUUUUUACUGCACAGAUCAUGCUGCUGUUUCAGUAUUACUAUCAAAACACGAGUUCAAACUGAUACAGACAGCAGUAAAAUAAAGAUGUGAUUUGAGUAGACUAAUGCUUUUAUGUCCAUUUUCCAAGUACAUAUAAAAUUUGUAACAAAGCUUAAAUGGGAGCCUAAUUUUGAUAUUUAAAACAAAACAGGUUCUGUGAUUUGGUUUUCUGGUGUCUUUUGUGCUUUUUAGGACACUGAAUAAUAUUGAUGGUAAUGCACACGAUUGGGCAUAAUAUAGCAACACUGAAAAUGGUGAUUGAACAGCUCAUAACUUUGAUUAAAAAGUAAUCCAAACAAAUAGAAGCCAGUACAAACUGAACAGACUUCAUUUGUGCUGCUUUUUUACCAGCGCAAAAAAAAAAAAAAAAAAAAUGUUCUAAUUGAAUUGUGCUGAAAACAUGUAGGUGGUCAACGUUGUUCCUCAGAUUUUUUUUUUUUUUUUUUUUUAAAUUGAACAGUAUUAACAGCUGCUGUAGGAACACUGAGUCUGACAUUGACUGUUUUAACUGAUGAGAACAAGAAUGGAUGGGGCUUACCUACAAUAUUUACUUGUAGACAGUAUAUUUUGUAAAUAUGAUGUUUGCUGUGAUUUCUUUUCAUUUAGUGCAUCGUGUAGGGUUUUUUUUUUGUUUUUUUUUUUUUUUUGGGUUCACACAUGGGUAAGUGUGAAGUGUUCUUUUCUUGGUUUCAUAAAACUAUUGAAGAAAAAAAUUUGUGAAUAUGUUUAAAAAAAAAAAAUAGGCUUGAAUUGUAUGCAGUGAUCUCAGUGUGGAAAUACUGGAGGAAUGUCAGUCAGUUCUGUUUCCUAGUGCAGCCUGAAAACAGUUGAACGGGUUGCCAAACCAAAUUUGUCACAAUGCUCAGACUCCAUUGGUCCAGUUGCUGGAAUUUUCUCUUUAGGCUGUGUGCUACGUUUGCCUGUUUGACGCGCUCACAUUGGUUCCUGCUAUUCUCGCGUAUGUGUUCACUGACUGAUGGGACCAACAUUGCUAAAAGCUUGCGAUGUUACUUCCUAGCAAACUACCAAAUAUGCUGACAAAUCACUUGUAACCCUGGAUUAUAUAUUUCGAUUUGUUCAUUAUUGACCAUUAUUUCAGCAGCUGUUUUGUAAUGACAAUGAUCUCAACAUGUUUCCUUUCUUCUCACCCUCCUCCCCCUUUCAUUUACCUUACAUCCCUGCCCUCUUCGCUGCUCCCCCCUCUCCCCUCGCUCCCUACACCCUCCUCCCACACGCUGCCAGACUUUUCAUCCUUCAGCUUGCACCGCUGCUGCAUUGCAGGAGCGCACAGAGGGAUAAGUGGGCGAACCUCCUCCAGAUGCCUGCCGGAGAGAGUGAAUUGUGAGCACUCAAAGUCUUGGUUUAACCCACUCGAGUUGAAGCCAUACAGCUCGUAAAACACACGGGAGCCUCGCAUAAUGGAAAUGUUGAAAUGCUGCUAAUGUGAUUUGCUGCUAACCCGUAUUUAAAAUGUUUUUUGUGUGCUACAUCGUACCUGUUUAGUUUCAAAAACAAAGCUGUUGAGUCAUAUUUGCCUUGUACUGUGGGUUUCUGUUUGUCCAGAUGCAUUUGCACAGUCUGCUGAUAGAAUUCUCUUAUUUGGUUAGGUUUUCUUCCCUUUGUUUUUCUUUAUUUUUUUUUUUUUCUCACCACUGAUUAGGAAUGUUUUGGAUUUUGUUUAUUUGGCAAACUUCUUCAGAGUUGAAUUAGAGCUUUUUUUUUUUUUUUUGCUUUUUUUUUUUUUUUUUUAAUUCAGUUUAAGCCCUUUGGCAUUUAAUAAAAUGUGUCUGGACAUGCAGAAUAUAUAGUGAUCUUAAUAUCACCUACACUUAAACAUAAAGUUUGUAGGUUUGUGUUCCCAUGCUAAGCAGAGAUUUUCACAUGUGAUGAGCUCUUCUGAAGUGAUGUAAAAAAAUAGUUUUUUAAAUAAUGCAGGCUUGAAUUGUACACAUCUGUCUCAGGUUUUCAGCAUUGAAGUAGGAUGUUUGUUUGCUUGAUUAUUUUUCUUUACAUAGAAAAAGUCACCCAGAUGACUAACAAAACAUUUUCAUUUAACCCUCCCGACCCCCCCCCACCACCACCACCAUUUUGUGUAUUUCGCUCCUAUGUUGGUCUAUACCUCCAUCAGUCUUUGUAACUCCUUUUUGACCCUUGAAGAACUCCCCUCUCUCUUCCUCCACCUUUUGUUUGUUUCUUUUUAAACUAGUCUUAAUCUGUUCUGACUUUCUCUUAUAUCACCCCUCUCUGCAUGAUGUCCCAGCCUCUCUCCUCUCCCCUGACUCUAUAACCAGUAUUUCUCUUUUUCAUUCUUCUUUUUCCUUUCAUGUUCGGUAUGUUUGUGACUGCCGUGUGCAACUCUCACUAGUAAGUAUUGUAUCAUGUCUGCAGUGCUUUUAAUAGUUUGUGUUGCAGCUCUUUAACAACUGAAGCUGAAGGUCUAUCUGCAAUGCGUCCUUCCCAUCCCUCAUUCCCAUGGCUACACAGAUCUGAUGGGAUAAACUGCCAUUUUGUAAAUAUUGUGUAAAUAUUUUUUGGAAAGAAAUCUAAUAAAAAAAAAAGUACAGAGGGCAAA
Archocentrus centrarchus (flier cichlid) is the source of this 6911-nucleotide messenger RNA. RefSeq names its product leukocyte receptor cluster (LRC) member 8 (gene leng8). Gene Ontology annotation, cellular component: nucleus. Bases 327 to 2855 code for a protein of 842 amino acids. Lineage: Eukaryota; Metazoa; Chordata; Actinopteri; Cichliformes; Cichlidae. The record is from RefSeq and is a predicted model, not a curated record. The transcript has 15 exons.